Messenger RNA from Aspergillus ibericus CBS 121593, 3094 nucleotides. RefSeq names its product putative phospholipid metabolism enzyme regulator. The transcript has a single exon. NCBI's taxonomy places the organism in Eukaryota, Fungi, Ascomycota, Eurotiomycetes, Eurotiales, Aspergillaceae. The record is from RefSeq and is a predicted model, not a curated record. Gene Ontology annotation, cellular component: PAS complex; fungal-type vacuole membrane. Gene Ontology annotation, biological process: vacuole inheritance; protein localization to vacuolar membrane; positive regulation of phosphatidylinositol biosynthetic process. The coding region runs from base 246 to 3014 and encodes 922 amino acids.
CCCCCCGAAUCUCCUGACCCCCGGGGUGGUUUUUGUUUUCUCCUCACUUUCCCCUUUGGUCCCGGGUUUCCCGCCGGUUGGUGGCUCACCGAUACUUCAUUAUUUGAAUUUUCCUUUUCUCUUUUUUUUUUUUUUUUUCCCCAUCUUCCACCACCCCCCCCUGUCCGGACCCUUGUCCCGGGUUCCCUCUCGGACUUCGUGAUUUCUGAAAGGUCUAGUCAGCAAGCUCUGACUCGGCAGAGAUCAUGGCGGCGGAGUCCGGGAGGUCACCUUAUCCCAAUGGGACCGCUGGUGGAUCUCGUAUCGCCCUCGGUGAUGAGGCUGCCUUGUCUGCACCACGCCGAUCUGUCAGUGAAAGUGACAUGAUGGAAGUGCCACGUUCAACCUUUCGAUCCCAAGCACAGGGCUCCGCCGCGUCACAGCUGUCUAAAUUCUCGCAUGCGGUUCCUGGCACCUCCGCCGCAACCUCGACCACCAACUCGGCUAUAUCCUCUCGCGAGUCCUCCCCCGUCCGGUCCUCUCGUCGUCCGCGCAAUUCCAGUGCCACCCCCCGUCAUUCCUCUCGCUCUCGCAAAGGCAGCCUCGAUCGCAGUCCGAAUCGUUCCAUUGCGACUACCACUCCGGGUUCGGGCACGCUCCCCUCCGCCACCGUCGUGCAACGAACGCUGUCCCAGAACAGCAGACCUCCCGUCCUCAGCCCACCCCCCAAUGCCGAAGCGUUCUCCGAUGUUCCCAGUCCGGACAAGUCCACCAUGCCAUUAUGGGCCACAACACGGCGGUCGGAACAGGAACCCACGCUUCCGAAUACCUCCAUCAAACGGUCCGUGCCGCUGCCCGAUGACCAUGCGGCGAAGCCAGAUCGCAGUGCCCCCCGCCCCGUGAAUCGAGGGGUCAACGGGCAGGGGUCGGCUCUGGAAACCGUUCAGGAGAUGGCCAGUGAUCAGUCCACCCCGUCGACCGACACCGUCCUGAACCGCCCCCUGAGUGAGGAAUCCCAGUUACAAAAGAUCGAUGAAGACACCACCCCCAAGGCGUCCCGGUUCCAUAACGAGAGUGGCAGCGAUAGUGGGGGGAACAAGAGCUCGGAGCCAAUGGAGGGCUCUCGCCGUCAUGCUGCGUCGGGGCCCCGGGGGACCAAUGCCCUGCUCCCCAAGCGAUCGUCGACGUCGUUGAGUGGCGGUCCCCGUGCCAAACCCGCGGAUGGGUCGGUGCGGAACAUGAUCGUCGAGACGGAGACCGUCAGCUCUAUCCCCCAGGUGUCCCUGGCCGUGGCUACCGGGGACCGUGGCAACACCGGCCGCGUGGAUUCGGGCACCCUGCGCAUGAAACCCAGCACGGAGACCAUCCGCCCCAAGAAGGAGAAGAAGCGGACCCGGAAACCGGCGACUUUGGCCAGCGGCGCGGCCUCCUCCAAAGCGGAUAUCUUCGAAGCCAAGGUGGCCAGCGCGGUGGACGAAGCCGAUGUCUCCGACUCGGACGAAACGUUUGUGUACGAGUCCAACCCCCCCGACCCCUACCCUGUUCGGCAGAAUCGGUACCAUUCCCGGACCCCGAGUGCGACCUCGAUGGCCAGCCAGGUGGAUCAGCUGGUGGCGGUGCGCAGUCGUCCGGGGAUCCGGGAUGGCACGCACAGCGUGACCGGCAAGCGCAGCAUGAAAUUCACCAACAAUACCUACGCGGGCGGCGCAGACGAUCCGGGCGAAGAGAGUGCCCGCAGCCACUCCCGCGUCGAUGGCGGCAGCACGCAUACACCCCGUCACCACCACAUCGGGCGCUUCGGUCGCAACAACAACCUCUAUCCGUCCCUGUUUGAUAGCGAAUCGCCGUUCCCGCAGUCGCAGACACACCUCAAGUCCCCGCGGCAUUUCAUUAGCGGCGGGUACCGGCAGUCCCGACACCCGGGGUCUCGCGCCGGUCCCAACUACCGGACCAUCAGCGGGACCAAGAAGUCGAACGAUGGCUACGGGUACGAUUUCGAUGCCGAAGGGGCGGAUGACGAGCGGACGCCGCUGGUCGGGUCCCCCCGGGUGACCCGGAGUCGUCACGGUGGCCGGCGCCCCAACAGCGCCAGUCUCCGCCAAAUGGAAUAUAUGCAACAGCGGCAGCGCGGAUACUUUUCUCGCUACGGUGCCUGUGUGCUCAUUAGUCUUCUGCUCCUCCUGCUUGUCGGCGGCGUGACGUCGUUUGUGGUAGCCUCCACCAAGGCCCUCGUGGACGUGCAGAUCCUGAACAUUCAGAACGUUCUUGCGUCGGAGCAGGAGAUCAUGCUGGACCUGAGCGUGCAGGCCAUUAAUCCGAACAUCUUCCCCGUGACCAUCGAUGAUAUGGAUAUGAAUAUCUUCGCGAAGAGUCGGUUUGUUGGCACGGACCAGUUGUGGCGCGACCCCGACUCCCACGGGAGUCUGAUUCCCCGAGUGGAGGAAAGCCGGCGACGCGCCGAGCUGGCUCGCCUGGCUCGCUGCGCGGGUGACGUGAGUUGUCAGUCGAAUGGAACGCUGAGUGUGCGCGACAAGCACGCGAAGGGGGGUGUCGACAAGGGCACCGAUCCCAUCCCGAGUGAUCCCGCCGGCGACCCGCAGACGAUGCUACUCGGCCGGGUCUUCCGCUUUGACUCUCCUCUGUCGUUCGAGCCGUCUCCGUGGAACUACCUGUCGUCGACGUCGAAAGGGCAGAUCCGGCUCGCCCGUCCCGGGAACAAGACCGAAGAAGGCGGGACGGAACGGUGGGAGCGGGUGCUUCAGCAUGAAUUUGACUUGAUUGUCCGUGGGGUGGUCAAGUAUCAACUGCCUCUGAGCUCCCGGAUCCACUCUGCCUCGGUCAGCUCGAGCGUCAAGGUGGUCCCCGAUGGGGACAAUGAUACGGGGGAUGGGGAUCGCAAGCGUGCCCCGGGGAACAAUGACACUGUGGAAAUCUCGGGAACCAGGUCUUUCCGCCGGACCGAUCCGUCUGAGAGCCGGUCCCUCGAGACGAUGCGGAAAGCCAUUGGUUUCGUCAAGCGAGCCUUCACGGCGUGAUGUUACGUGACCUCUGGCUCCUCCCGAUGUCUUUCUCCAAUACCUCAUCGUGUUGGCCCCGUCUGGACUGAAUGACCGGG